This is a messenger RNA of Cryptococcus amylolentus CBS 6039, 372 nucleotides long. RefSeq lists its product as hypothetical. The transcript has a single exon. NCBI's taxonomy places the organism in Eukaryota, Fungi, Basidiomycota, Tremellomycetes, Tremellales, Cryptococcaceae. The record is from RefSeq and is a predicted model, not a curated record. Bases 1 to 372 code for a protein of 123 amino acids.
AUGGAGGCCCUCCCAGUCACUUCAUACAUCAGCACACAGUCUUGGACCGAACAUGAUGUUUACAACGAGGGAAACAGACACUCAUCAGAUUUCCAGCGUUCCCCAAUCGGCACUUUUGUCGAAGCCGAGCCGGAUGAGAAUCUAGAAGUCUGGCCAGAGACCGGUCGUCCUGGGCCGGAGGUGACGGCUUACAUCGUGGCGGUCUUGGAAUACGACCCCAAAGAAAACAAACUCUCUCGACAAACUGCUACUGUGACGCGUGCGCCGGAAAUGUAUGGCGCUUUGGAGGACAGUAUCAGCGCACUUGAGGCUGCCAAUGAAAUGGAUGAAGAGAUGUGGAAGAUGCUUGGCGAGUCCCAACAGGAGGAAUAG